Messenger RNA from Misgurnus anguillicaudatus (oriental weatherfish), 3150 nucleotides. The record is from RefSeq and is a predicted model, not a curated record. NCBI's taxonomy places the organism in Eukaryota, Metazoa, Chordata, Actinopteri, Cypriniformes, Cobitidae.
CUUUUUGCGCAAUUCUCUGUCACUUUGUCCAUUCACCGCUUUGUGUUAUUGACGACAUUUAUCCAGAGGAGGAGGUAUAAUGUUAUCUUACAUUAACCUUUGCAUUCCAAGAUCAAACGUGACUGCGUGUUGAAGCCAACGCAAAAUUAUCCAGCAAAUGCGCGGAAAAGGUCCAUUUGAAACGUCAUUGUGAGGGGCUCGGUUAUUGAUUUGUUUUCCUGCUUUCGCUGGACUUCAGGUCGCAGUCACCGCAGCGAUGGGCAUUUGUUUAGUUUUGGGCACUCUGGGUGCUGCUCUUGCGGGUCUCGUCCUUGCAGCUUAUAAACUUGGCUUACUUUAUCAGCUGUUUCAUAAGACAGAGACAAAGAGCCCACGACAUGGAGGAGAGAGCGUGGCAGAGGUUCUACGGGCUCACGGGGUCAAAUUCGUUUUCACGUUGGUGGGUGGACACAUCUCGCCCAUCCUGGUGGCCUGCGAGAAACUGGGCAUCCGCAUUGUUGACACACGGCACGAGGCCACAGCUGUGUUUGCAGCCGACGCCGUGGCAAGACUUUCUGGCACAGUGGGUGUGGCUGCAGUUACGGCAGGACCCGGGCUUACUAACACGGUCACUGCGGUGAAGAACGCUCAGAUGGCCGAAUCACCGCUGCUUCUUAUCGGUGGUGCAGCUGGGACUCUCCUGCAGGGUAGAGGUGCACUGCAGGAUAUUGACCAGAUGUCCCUCUUCAAGCCGCUGUGUAAGUUUUGUGCUUCAAUAAGAACCGUGAGAGAAAUUGUUCCUACUGUAAGAAAAGCAUUAAGCAUCGCACAGUCUGGCACACCAGGCCCUGUGUUUAUUGAGUUCCCCAUAGACACGCUUUACCCUUACCAUGUGGUGGAAAAAGAGUUUGCCCCUAAAAACACUCCUAAAGGACUAAUGGGGAAAAUCAUAGCAUGGUAUCUUAAGAAUCACUUAUGUAACUUAUUCGCUGGAGCAUGGGAAAGCCGUGAUCUGUCUCCGCUUCCUGUUCACAUCCCUCAGGCCACAGAGGAUCAGAUCCAAAAAUGUGUGGAACUGGUGAGCAGAGCCAAGAAACCUGUUAUACUGUUGGGCAGCCAGGCAACCUUACCACCUACACCUGUGGAUGAUAUCAGAAAGGCCUUAGAGUCUUUAGGUAUUCCUUGCUUUUUGGGUGGGAUGUCCCGAGGCAUGCUGGGUAAGAACAGUCCACUGCACAUCAGACAAAACAGAAGAGAUGCCCUGAAGGAUGCUGACCUUGUGCUGCUGGCAGGCACAGUUUGUGACUUCAGACUGAGUUAUGGAAGAGUGCUGAACAGACGGAGUAAAAUCAUCGCAGUCAACAGAGACAAAAGUCAGCUGCUGAAGAACUCAGACAUGUUCUGGAAACCAACGGUGGCCGUUCAAGGCGAUGCUGGCUCUUUCCUCCUGCGUCUCUCCAAAGCCCUAAAGGGACACAAAUGCCCAGAGGAAUGGCCUCAAAGCCUGAAAGAAGGAGACAACAUUAAAGAAAAGGCUAACAGAGCUAAAGCAGAUGAGAAGACCGAGAGGCAUCUAAACCCUCUUAAUGUUCUGCACCGGGUAGAUGAGCUGUUGAACGAGGACAGUAUCAUAGUGACAGAUGGGGGAGAUUUCGUCGGUAGUGCUGCUUAUAUCAUGAGGCCGCGAGGUCCCUUGCGAUGGCUGGACCCAGGUGCUUUUGGGACUCUGGGUGUUGGAGGAGGGUUUGCUCUGGGAGCGAAGCUUUGUCGACCUGACUCUGAGGUAUGGAUCGUAUACGGCGAUGGUUCUCUGGGAUACAGCGUUGCUGAAUUCGAUACCUUUACACGGCACAAGACCCCAGUGAUAGCUCUGGUGGGAAAUGAUGCCUGCUGGAGUCAGAUCUCCAGAGAACAAGUGCCUAUGCUCGGGAGCAAUGUAGCCUGUGGUCUUGCCUUCACAGAUUAUCAUAUAGUAGCCGAUGGUUAUGGGGGCAAGGGUUACCUGGUUGGGCGAGAGGAUGAUUCGCAGCUUGAUGACAUCAUUAAAAAAGCCCAGAAGGAGUGCAGAGAGGGAAAAGCCACUUUGCUAAAUGUUUUGAUUGGGAAAACCAACUUCAGGGAAGGCUCUAUUUCAGUUUAGACGGAGACACUGUGCACGAUCCUGUCUAGAAACCCAAAGUUUUAACGUUUUACUUUCUAAAUACGAUAUGCGGUACACCCUUUACUAAAUUUACAGAUUCAUUUGGUUUGAAAAGAAGGAUAUAAGUGGUUGUAUAAACUGUUUGUGCAACAACAUACCAGAUGCAAUCUGUGCAAUACGUCUACUAUACUUCUUCAUAUGGUAGUUUUUUUAACGUUUUAAAGAUUUUCACAUUACUGUAAUAGGAAAAAUAAUGCUAUAUUUAAUUUGUAAAGUAUAUAUACUGUACGCUCUGGUAGUUUAUGUUGUCCUGCCUUUAAUUUAUGCUAAUUUUAAUUAUAUAAAUGACAAUUUUUUUUUUUAUUCUGACUCCUUACAGUCCUAAGAAUAUACAGAAGUAUGGCAUAAUGUUAACAGUGCCAACACCAGCCUUAAAUUUACUUAAAAAAAUACUAUGAUGUAUCUAGGACGUGUUUCAUAAAAUUCACCCAACUACUCAAGGAUCAAGAGUGCCUUUGCUUUGUCCAGACUAAUGUGAUACUUUGAAAGAGCAGAGAUGUAGUGGUCCAUUCAAUUUCAUUUCAUUAUUUUCAAAGCACGUGAAUAUUUUACUUGAAUUACAUAUUGUUAUUGAAACUGAAGGAUUGAUCCCUGUGUUAGUGUGACUGCUUGUGUGAUAUGCAAUAGUGUUAAAUCUCCUGCUUCAUUCACCUGUGUGCCUGUCAUUACUGAAUGUUAAACUGAUCUUAUUAACAAAGUCAACUGUUUGGUAAAACUUUUGAGACUUUGCAUCUGUAGUUAUCUGGACAGUAAUGUCUCACUAUUGAUUGAAUCAAAUGAAUCUUCCUAUUAAAGUCUAAGAAAAUAAGUUUAAACCAAAGUACAAUACUGUAUAUUUAGAAAUAUAGUCCUGUAUUUUGAGUUUUUCCGAAGUUUGACAGCUGGAUAUACCACAAUGAUUCACAGAAAUAUUUGCAUAUGGUUACAUGAUUUAUCAGGAUAUAUUGAUUGUAAUAAAAUCAUGAAAACUG